Molecule: messenger RNA, 3051 nt
Organism: Thyridium curvatum
Lineage: Eukaryota; Fungi; Ascomycota; Sordariomycetes; Thyridiales; Thyridiaceae
Exons: 6
Coding region: 1-3051 (1016 amino acids)
Biological process (GO): mismatch repair
Cellular component (GO): MutLalpha complex
Molecular function (GO): ATP binding; ATP hydrolysis activity; ATP-dependent DNA damage sensor activity
Source: RefSeq, a predicted model, not a curated record
AUGUCUGACGAGAUGGAUGUGGACUCCCCUCGUGGCACCAAAAGGAAAGCCGACGAGGUUGAAGCCGAUCCCACCAAGCCGCGACGUAUUCAGGCUCUGGACCCGGAUGUGGUCAACAAGAUUGCCGCCGGGGAGAUCAUUGUUGCGCCUGUUCACGCGUUGAAAGAGCUCAUCGAAAACGCCGUAGAUGCAGGCUCCACCUCUCUUGAAGUCCUAGUCAAGGACGGCGGCCUCAAACUACUGCAGAUAACCGACAAUGGCUGCGGCAUUGAGAAAGAGGACCUGGCCAUACUAUGCGAGAGGUUUACCACUUCCAAGCUGCAAAAGUUCGAAGACCUGAGCUCCAUCGCGACCUACGGCUUCCGUGGCGAAGCUCUGGCCAGCAUCAGUCACAUAGCUCACCUAAGCGUCACCACCAAAACGAAAGACUCUAACUGUGCAUGGCGCGCCCAUUAUGGCAGUGGCAAGCUCGUUGCGGCCAAGCCGGGCCAGGCUGCGGACCCGAAGCCGGUUGCAGGCCGGCCCGGCACCCAGAUCACGGUGGAGGACCUGUUUUACAAUGUCCCCACCCGGAAACGCGCCUUUCGCUCUCCCUCGGAAGAGUACAACAAGAUCAUGGACAUGGUCGGACGGUAUGCCAUUCACUGCAGUCAUGUCGCUUUCUCUUGUAAAAAGCACGGAGAGUCGUCCACCAGCAUAGCAAUCCAGUCCAGUGCCGCGACCACGGACAGGAUCCGGCAGAUUUACGGAGGCAAUGUCGCCAACGAGCUCGUCGAGUACGAAACGGCAGACGAUCGAUGGGGCUUCAAGGCGCAUGGGUGGGCGACGAAUGCGAACUACCACAGCAAAAAGACCACCCUCUUGCUCUUCAUCAAUCACAGAUGCGUCGAGUCUACCAACAUCCGGAAGACUGUCGAGCAGACCUAUGCCGGCUUCCUUCCCAAGAAUGGCCGCCCCUUCGUUUACCUCAGUCUCGAGAUUGACCCGCAAAGGGUCGAUGUCAAUGUCCACCCAACCAAAAAGGAAGUGAACUUCCUCAACGAGGACGAGAUAGUCCAGGCCAUAUGCGAGGAGCUCCGCUCCAAGCUCGCGGAUGUGGAUAAGAGCCGCACAUUCAUGACCCAGACGCUGCUCCUCGGGGGCGCAAUGUCCGGCACGACCUCGACUAUUCACAAAUACAACCCUGAUGGGGAACCACCAGCGUCAGCAUCCUCGACCAACGCAAAGCGCACCGCUGCCUCUACAAGGCCGUACGAGAACAACCUUGUUCGCACCGACACGAACAUGCGCAAGAUCACCAGCAUGCUGGCCCCAACUAGUGCAGGUGCAGACACCUCAAACGGCGAUUCACAAGCUGCUGAGCCGAUAGAGUAUGAGACCACACCGGAUCGGGAGCCCUCCGUCUGCCGCCUCACCAGCGUGAAAGAGUUACGCGCAGCCGUUCGCGACGAUAUGCACCAUGAGCUGACCGACAUCCUUGCUAAUCACACCUUUGUCGGCGUGGUCGACGAGCGCAGGCGCCUGGCCGCUAUCCAGGGAGGCGUACGCCUCUUCCUCAUAGACUAUGGGCGAUUCUGCUACGAGUACUUCUACCAGGUUGGGCUGACAGACUUUGGUAACUUUGGCGUUAUCAAAUUCACUCCCGCACUCGACCUGCGUGGUGUGUUGGCCAUCGCCGCGGAGCGAGAGAUGGCCGCCAUGUCGAGCGAGGACGCCGCCGGGCUGAGCGUUGAGGACAUGGUUGAUGCCGUGCUAGAACAGCUCGUGGAGCGGCGCGAGAUGCUGCUCGAAUACUUCUCUCUAGAGAUCUCGCCGGCCGGCGAGCUCAUCAGCAUACCCUUGCUGGUCAAGGGCUACCAGCCGUCCAUGGCCAAGCUCCCUCGCUUCCUGCUGCGGCUCGGCCCGCGCGUGGACUGGACCGAGGAGCAGGCUUGCUUUGACACAUUUCUGAAAGAGUUGGCGACGUUCUACGUGCCGGAGCAGCUCCCCCCCGCGGCGGUGCCGACGACGGAGGAUGAAUCCGGCGAGGGGCAGGCCGCUGAAGCCCCCGAGGAGGACCCGGAAAUCAAGGCGAGGAGAGCACAUGUGCGGUGGGCUGUCGAGCACAUAUUGUUCCCGGCGUUCAAGGCCAGGCUGGUGGCGACCAAGACGCUGAUGAAGGGCGGCGUCCUCGAGAUCGCAAGCCUGAAAGGUCUCUACAGGAAGAUGGCUUCCUACGGCGGCUACUCGAAGCCCGCAUACGGCGCCCACGGCGGCGAGGACGGCGGCGGCUUCAUGAGCGGAUCCCAGCAGGGCAGUCAAGGCCAGGGCGGCAAGAACUACGCCGAAGAGUCCCUCCGCCCCGUGACGAUCAAGCAGCUCAACGCGUGCGACGAGUCGACGACCUCGCAGGGCGCCGAGUUCGUCUCGGACGGCCACCCGCUGACGCAGGUCACCCUCGUCGGCCAGGUGCGCGAGGUGAACCGGCAGCAGACAAACGUGACGUACCGCGUCGACGACGGCACGGGCGUCGUCGACGUCAAGAAGUGGAUCGACAGCGACGCGCCCGAGGGCGCCGACGCGACGGCCCCGGGCGUCGAGCAGGACCAGCACGUGCGCGUCUACGGCCGCCUCAAGUCGUACAACAGCAAGCGCAACGUCGUCGCCACCCUCAUCCGCCCCGUCGACGACUACAACGAGGUCAACUACCACCUGCUCGAGGCCACCUACGUCCACCUGUACCUCACCCGUGGCGCGCCCGGCGGUGCCGCCAACGGCGCUGCCAACGGCGGUGCCGGCGGCGAGGACAGCAUGUUUGUCGACGGCGGCGGGUACGGCGGCGAUGCUGGCGGUACCAACGCCAAGCUCGGCCUGUGCUCGGCGGCCGCGCAAAAGAUGUACAACUACCUCGCCAACACGUCCGGCGGCACCCAGGGCCUCCACAUGCAGAUGAUCUCCAGGGGGACGGGCAUGUCAGAACAGGAAGUCACCGGUGCCGCGUACGAGCUCCAAGAUCAAGGUCUUGUCUACACGCCAGAGGACAACGAGACGUGGGCAAUCAUGGAGUUCUGA